CCACGAGACGGCUUUUCAGAAGUGCAUCGCCCGAUGGAUGGCUCCCGAAGUGCAUCAUACCUUGUCCCCCGGGCGCUUGGUCAUCAAUGUCACAGGCAUCGACCAUGCGCGCGCCUUUGGGGACUUGGAUGUGAAGGAAGAUUGCGUGACCUUCCUUGCCAAUGGCGAGAGAGUCCUUCUGAGCUUGGCACCUGGAACGAUCAACACCAACGAUUGCUCCGCUCGUGUCAGGAAAAAGGACCUCAUCAUUGCCUGGCAAUGCGAGGAACCGGAACGAGAUGAUCGUACCUGCAUGCCGAUCCUCACGGCGGGCAUAACACACAGCCCACCACCUCAAGUCUCACCGAUGUCGAAAGAGGUGCAUUUUGCAUGUGCUGCUUCGGUGAGAUGGGCAGCUGAAAAACUGGCGAUCUUGCAGAUACCAGAAACAGCUGAAGGCUUCCAGCGUUUCAAGGCAGAGGUCGGCCUGGCCGAGUUGGCCUUCUAUGCGCUUCGCCUGGCCAGGCUCGGCACGCCAAAGGCGCUGUGGCCGCAGCUCCAGGCCGCGGAGGCACAGCUGAGUGAGGCCCUGAGGCAGAGAGCAGCGGGUGAAGAGCCCCAGUUUGAGGUCAUGGCCUCCGUGUGGAGCACCGUGCAGCGCAUCGCCGGCGCUGUGGAAGAUGUGACCAUGGAGGUCGCAGAGGCGCCACUCUUGGGGAUCGAGGCCAACGCGAGCGCUUCGCUCGCCGGGCAGCGAUGGACGCUGAGAGAUGGCCGUCCUUUGGGCCCCGGCAUAGGCACGUGGAAGUUGUCGCCCUCAGAAGCCGAGGAGAGCGUGGCUGCCGCAUUGCGAGAAGGCGUCCGCCACGUUGACACUGCCGCGGAGUAUGGCACAGAAGAGGCCGUGGCACGAGGCAUUCAACGAGCAAAGGUGCCCCGAGAUGAGAUCUUCGUGAAUCUGAAGGUGGCGGCCGAAACAGCUGAGGAGCUUCGGGAGGUCAUCGCCACAUCGUUCAACCAAUGGGGUGCUGGUGCCGUGGAUUGUUUGAUGCUCCACCGGGCUCCAGAGAACGACCGGAAAUUGGAGACGUUGUGGUCUGUCUUGGAAGAUGAGGUGAAAGCCGGGCGUGCCAAGUGCUUGGGCGCCUCGAACAUCACGGCCGCCCAACUGGAGGUCUUGACCAGCCCGAAGCGGCCCGAGCGCUUCUGGCCAGCAGUGGUGCAGCUGAAGUGCUCUGUCUUCCACCAAGGAGGAUAUUUCAUCGAGAAUGCCUCCGCACUGUGGCAGAUACUGCGGAGCAAACGGAUCAUUCCCGUGGGCAUCUCGUUGUUCAAUCCGUUGCACUCCUGCAUCAGUCCGCUUGAGGAGCCCUUGUGUCGCCACUGGGCCAAGCAGCUGAGCUCCAGUCCCGCCCAGCUUUUGUCCCACUGGACGGUGGCAAUGGGCGUUUGUCCGCUGCUGCGCUGUUCUCCUCACCACGCCGUCGUCUUCAGCACCUCGUUGCAGAUCCCAUCCUGCUUGGUCGCCGCCCUGACCAGCCUCUCCAACCUGACCGAGACGUCCUUUUGCCCCUCCAUGCGCGAGAUGCUGGGCCUGCGCAAGAUGCAAAGUCGGAGGAGCAUCAGCCGGGGCGACCACUUGGCCGGAUGCUCGGUGCAGGUACACAGCUUGAAGUCUGUCAAGGGGCAACAGCUGAACGGCAUGCUCGGCGUCCUGGUGGACUUCGACGAGGAGUCCGGGCGUUGGCAGCUCACCACCAGCGAUGGACGGAGUCGGAAGAUGCGACCCGAGAACUUGGCCAUGGUGACGGCGGACACUCCGACCGACACGGCGGACGAGCGUGCCGCAGCAGCAGGGGUGUUCCUUCAGGAGCUCUUGAGCACGGGAAGCGCGGACGCCAUGCUGGCUGUGCUGCGGCAGCGGAAUAACGAGGUGGAUUGGGCCUUGCUGGAGACGGUGUCCGCGAACCUGUCCUUUGCCGAGUCGAAAGGUUAUGCUGUGAAGCAGCAAGUCCUGACGCGCUUGCUGGGCGAAGUGAAGCAGGUCCUAAGUCACCAGGAGCCGAGGGUGCGAACGGUGCUGCUUCCACCGCCCUCCCUGGAUGCGACGGCCUCCUGGAAGGGAACGCCCGAGGAGUCCCAGCGUGUGCUCGCGGCGGUCUCCGCCCUGCUGGAGGCGCAAGGCUACGCGAUCUGCGAUCACUUCGUCUCUGACCAGGACGUUCAGCUCCUGGCCCAAGAGCUGGCGGCCUACGACCGGGAGUUCGAGACAGCAAAGAUUUGGGUCGGCAAGCAGGCCUCCGGCGCCCAGCUCUCGGUUCCCACGGUGCGAUCGGAUCGAAUCAUGUGGGUUUGUGGUGAGCAUCGCACGCCUGCGCGCGAGAUGCUUUGGGACUCUGCAGGCCAGCAGCCGGCCGAAGGCUUGGCGCCCUGCCGUCCCGAGGUGGUCAUGGAGAAGUCGACCGCUGGAUUUCCGGAGCUCCGGAAGAUCAUGAACCGCGUGGACGACUUCAUCCUCAAGGGCCUCUCCAAGCAUGUGGGACGUCUCAGGGGCCUUGCCGAGCGCUCGGAUGCCAUGAUCAGCAUCUAUGAGAAUGGUGCUCGCUUCCAGAAGCAUGUGGACAAUCCCAAUCGUGACGGUCGCGUCCUGACCUCCAUCGUGUACUUGAACUAUGGAGAGCCCUGGGGCGAGGACGACGGUGGCCACUUGCGGAUGUUCUUGGAUGGCGAAGGGGCUAUCGAUUUGGCGCCGGAGACUGGGCGCUUGGUGCUCUUCUGGGCCAAUGAACUUCCUCAUGAGGUGUUGCCUUCGAAGCGGCGUCGUAUGGCGUUGACCUACUGGUGGUUCGACCGGGCCGAGCGAGAGGCCAAAGUGCGCGACCUGGGCGAGGAGGUGGGGGAUACGCACCUGAAGAUGAAAGAGGAGCGUCUGGCACAGGAGUUCAUGGCUUUCAUGCUCAGCGAGUCGUCGAAGCCGAAGGAGAUUUACCAAAAGGCCAAGCUUUUGCCACCCAAGAGUUUGUCCACGGUGGCAGCUGUCGUGGGGGCGGCCAACAACACCGAGGCCUUGGAAGGCAUUGGACGCUUGUCGUCGAAGGAUUUGGAGCGCCUGCGCGGAUCCAUGGGCAAAAUGGGCCUCGACUGAGUCGGCGGUCUCGCCGGUGGCACGUCACGGCAAGCCAUGGUACCGCUGGCAUUUUAAACGGCCACGCAGGUUGCACGGUAGCGCAAGCCACUUGGGGGCAGGUUUUGGAGGAGCUUUACAUUACUAAAUUACUGGGACUGGUACGGGUGAUAGAAGUCGUGGAAG
Molecule: messenger RNA, 3289 nt
Organism: Durusdinium trenchii
Lineage: Eukaryota; Dinophyceae; Suessiales; Symbiodiniaceae
Source: the annotation of a GenBank genome assembly